CGCAAGCUGUGUCGCCGCGUGACGCAAACAUUGCGCGACUUUACUGGACGUCCACGUUAGUCACGUGACGCUGCUGUUUGGAAGAGAAGCAACAUGGCGUCAGAGUCCGGAGAGUCUCCCGCCGGGCAUGAUGCCGAACUGGACGAGUUGUUGAACGAUGCACUGGAUGACUUUGACAAACAGCCCAUACCUCCGGUCCCUGACCAGGCUGCGGCCCCGUCCUCCACCAGCAAGGGACCAGAGAAGCCGCCGCCGCUGCUGGAGGACUGUAAGCUGUUUGAGACCCUGUUUGAGGGCGAGAUGGCCGCCCAGGCCAGAGAGGAGUGGGAGAAAGCCAUGAACGAGCUCGCCCAGGAGGAACCAGACCUGCUGCAGCAUUUUAAUAAACUGUCCGAAGCGGCGGGGAAAGUUGGCACAGACACUGCCUCUCAACAAGAAUUCACCUCUUGUCUCAAAGACACGCUUAAAGGACUGGCCAAGAAUGCUGACAACCUGCAGUCCUCAGGUCUGGCCGGGGAUGAUCUUGUUAAAGCUCUGGAAGGUUUAGGACUGGAAGGUGAUGGAGAAGGCGAAGGUGACGAAGCAAACAUCCUUCCCAUCAUGCAGUCCAUCAUGCAGAACAUCCUCUCAAAGGACGUGCUCUACCCAUCCCUCAAAGAGAUUACUACCAAGUACCCUGAGUGGCUGGAGGCCAACAAGUCCAGCCUCAGCCCAGAGGACUACCAACGCUACGAGCAGCAGGCCAAAGUCAUGGGGGAAAUCUGUGAGCAUUUUGAGAAGGAAGAAGGAGAAGAAGACAAGGACAUUAUGUUUGAGCAAACCAUGGACCUGAUGCAAAAGUUACAAGAACUUGGCCAGCCACCUAAGGAGCUUGCAGGAUCUGCACCUCCAGGCUUCAACUUUGAUAUGGACUCCCUGAAUCUUCCGGGUGGUGCUGAGGGGGGGGCGGCAGAUCAGUGUUCCAUCAUGUGACGGGCCUGCCUUUCGGAGCGUCACGGUCCACCGAGCCUUCACCUGUUCGUGUCAGCAAUGAGGAGGCGGCGAUGUGAACGAACCCCCAGACUGUCAGGAGACUUUGUGGUGGCAGGAAACCACCAACCAGCAGGGAACACACACUUAUUGCCAACUUUUAACUCAGUAGUCUCUGGUCUGAUUUUUAACCAGUCCCUGUCAAUGCGCCCGACCACUGCCGUCGAUUUUAUAAACCUAAAGGAAACUUGUAACUGCUGCUGCUGCUGCACCGUGUGAGCUGGCCCGACCGGGUCGCGGUGAUGUGCAGGUUUAGGGCAUCUAUAGUUUCUGUUCAUUUCAUUAACUAUUAACGUAUUUAAUUGAAUUAAUUAAUUAAUGGUUGAAUAUUUGUCAUCCUUUUUAAUAUUUUCCAGCCAAACCUACAAUGAUCCUCCUGUUGUGACUGAGAGGAUGAUUUCCUGAUGCCUUCUGCUCCAGUGAAUUUAGUGUGAACUCCCUGUGCAGAGUGCUUCCCAUAGAUCUGGGUUGUUUUAAAGUGCUGAAGCGUUGAGUGGCGUGUAAUGGAUUGUUUACAUCACAGCAUGUGUCUUCAGUUAUCAGUUUAAAAUCACAUUAAGUGUCAUUCCAAUAGAUUCUAUUGCACAGAGGGUGGAGCCUGGAAAGUGCACUCGAUCGCCUGAGAGGAUGGAUUGUUUGCAUUAUUCCUCAGCUGAUGAUGCAGCAGAGAUGAGUCGAGAAAUUGCUGUGUGUAUGGGGUGACAAAAGAACUGGCUGGAGAUCAGAUUCACUUCCGUCAUGACGCCUUCAUCAAUCAACUGUCAGUGGCACAAAGAAGUUCAGCAUCCAGUGCAGAAUUUUCUUUGUACUUGUAAAUAAAAAACAAGUUAAGGAAAUUGUACUCAUUUGUUGUGCUUAUGUUCCCAUGUG
Synchiropus splendidus (mandarinfish) is the source of this 1899-nucleotide messenger RNA. RefSeq names its product peroxisomal biogenesis factor 19 (gene pex19). The record is from RefSeq and is a predicted model, not a curated record. The transcript has 7 exons. Gene Ontology annotation, cellular component: peroxisomal membrane; peroxisome. NCBI's taxonomy places the organism in Eukaryota, Metazoa, Chordata, Actinopteri, Syngnathiformes, Callionymidae. The coding region runs from base 94 to 972 and encodes 292 amino acids. Gene Ontology annotation, biological process: protein import into peroxisome membrane.